UGAAAACCGAGACUCUUCAUCACUCAGACUGGCUGUAAUCUUGUUUCUCAGAGUUCAAACCCAUCACGCCGCACUGAGCUUGUUUUUUAAAAGCUCCUGUAAGAAAGUUUCACCUGAAGAGCUGCUCUCAGGAGUUCUCUUGGCAUAUCAGUCAAAGCUGAGGGCACAUACUAAGUCAUGGGUGACAUGCUGGAGACAGUUCAGGUUUGGGACUCACCCAAUACCCCAGUGGAGGAGGGUAAGGAGGAUGUACUGCUGCGGGAGCUCUCGAAGCUACCAAUUGUGGAGCUCUGGAGGAUCCAGUGGGGUCUCAGUCAGUCAGCCCUGCUGCAGGACUUCCCCCCCAUCCCCCCACGCUGGCUGCGGUCUGCUGAUGCCUGCAGCACCGCCAAAACCAUGAUGAGGUGUUACCAGGAGGACAGAGCGCCAGCGGUGUUGGCCGCAGUCCAGACUCUAAUCGGCGGAAAUCAUCAGGUUCGCCCUGUACGCUUCACCAUGAUCCCCCUAAGACCUGAAUUAGAUCUAAAACCUGUCCAGGGCUUUGUGAAGACUCAGCGGCGGAAGCUUAUCAGCAGGAUCCAGAGACCCGGCCCCAUCCUGGAAGCCCUGCAAUGCUGCAGGAUCUUCAACACCUCAGAAAGGGAGGCCAUCGCCAUCUACGGAGCUUGCAAGGACAGGAACCGGGCUCUGGUAGACCUGCUCCUCAGGAAGGGGGAGGAAGCUCAGAAAGUGUUCUACCAUGCCCUUGGUCAAUCAGAACCCUUCUUACUGCAGGAGCUGGAAGAGGAUCACAUCAGGGGCAAGAAUGCCUCAGACUCAGUUGUCAUCAUGGAGAUGUUGGAGUUUCUGGUCACAGAUGAGCUCAAGUGUUUCCAGUGGUUGGUCAACAAAUACAUGACUGCAGAAAGUCACUCUCCUAUUGGUGGAGAGCAGUUGGAACACGCAGACAGACGGACGACGUGGAGACUUCUAGAAAAACUCUUUGGAUCCAAUCGGGCAGAACGUGUUGCCAUGGAGAUCCUGAUGAAGAUCGUGCCAAUGCUGUGUCUCUAUUUUCAAGCAGAAGCAGUGACAUCACUGACCUACUCUGACAUCAGGUUGGAGACAAAUACACCACAGGUUGAGAUUACACCUGAGGUCAGCGAGGAUGGGAGCAUAUUCAGGUUGCGCUGCCAGCAGCCCGGUGUGUUCAGGUGCAGUCUGACAGGCCUGGUGUUGGAGGGAUUUGGUGACGUGGUGUACGAGAUGGUUCCCUGGGAUGUGGACUUCCUGUCCUCUAAAGGGCUGCAGGUGGCAGGAGCUCUGUUCAGGUUCCACCUGCUGACUGGGAGCUUCCAGCGACUCCACCUGCCGCAUUGCCAGCUACUCUCAGAUGGUGGUCGGCACUUCCUAUCUGUAGCUCAUGUCACUGGGGACUGUGUGGAUUUUAUCACUCCAGGUCAGGUGACCGAUAGUCAUGUGACAGUUGAUAUCUCAGGCUUCUCGUGCUUUGGUCUGGUGACACCAGCGCCCAGUGACCAGAUUGCUGGCCUGGUGUUGAUCUUCUCUCAACCCACUAAUUCCACACUGUUCAUCCUGCUGCUGCCCAGGAAUGUCUGCCUCACUCAGGUGAGAAAGGAGUGGAAGCGACGGAUUGGGGCUGAGUACAUCGAAGCUAUUCCUGACUGCGAACUGAUCCCAAAUCACACAUACAAACUGAUCGGAGAGCCCGUCACAGUCAUCCAGCCAGAGACAUCAAAGUUCGUGAACUUCAGAGACUACAACAACUUCCUGCCGUCAUUCCAGGUGCAGCUGAAGGCUGGAGCCACACAAGUGAGGCUGCAGCUCAGGAGUCAUGUGGCUGGAUCCCGUCUGAUUGGCUGGCUGUUUGGCAACAAAGAGUGUGAGGUCUGGGCCCGAGUCAUCCAGCUGAAAGUGAAGGUGCUGGACUUGCAGGAGGAAGAUAUGACCCUGCAGCUGCUGCAGAUGCUGAACUGUCUCGGUUCAGAGGAUCUGAAAACCUUCCAGCGCUUCCUGAGUCUCCGGACUGACCCGAUCUCCGUCAGCCGACUAGAGGCCGCAGACAGAGCCAGAACUGUUGACCUCAUGGUCCAGAAGUACCACGCUGAGGGAGCCAAGGAGGUAACCGAGGAGAUCCUGAGUAAGAUGAACUAUAACCAGCUGGCAGCUGCUCUCAACAAGAGCUGAUCAAUCAGAAAACAGAUGUUUAAAAAAAAAAAAUAUUUAUAUGAUUAUUAAAUGUUUAUAAUUCUCUGUGUGAACAAGGUUUAGUGGUUUAUUUUUAC
Molecule: messenger RNA, 2285 nt
Organism: Oreochromis aureus
Lineage: Eukaryota; Metazoa; Chordata; Actinopteri; Cichliformes; Cichlidae
Exons: 10
Coding region: 178-2187 (669 amino acids)
Biological process (GO): regulation of apoptotic process
Source: RefSeq, a predicted model, not a curated record